Messenger RNA from Chenopodium quinoa (quinoa), 1168 nucleotides. Its product is annotated as desiccation-related protein PCC13-62-like. NCBI's taxonomy places the organism in Eukaryota, Viridiplantae, Streptophyta, Magnoliopsida, Caryophyllales, Amaranthaceae. Bases 59 to 1105 code for a protein of 348 amino acids. The record is from RefSeq and is a predicted model, not a curated record. The transcript is spliced from 3 exons.
UACUUACUUAAAUCUCACAAAUCAAAGCAAACCAAAAUUUUCUUAUCUUUCCUUUGAAAUGAACUUUCUUUUAUACAAAUCUUUUUCAUUAUCAUGUUUUCAAAUGUUAAUCGUAAUUAUAACUCUCUUAGGGGCAAUCAGUUCUGUGUACUCGGGUGUUGAUUCGGACCCUUACAGUACCUCGGGUGAUGAUCUAGGCCUUUACGAUCCAUUUUAUGAUAGUAACAACCCGAGUAACCCUACUUGCCAACCACCAAUCCCACCUUUUGUGUUGCCUAUUUACAAAGUUGAUAUGAUGCAAUUGCAGUUUGCUCAAAAUAUAGAGCAUUUGGAAGCUGAGUUUUUCUUGUGGGGUGCCCUAGGGUACGGCCUUGACAAGGUUGCCCCGCAAUUAACUCUUGGCGGUCCGCCUCCCAUUGGAGUUCGGAAGGCCAACCUUGACAACUUCACUGAGGGUAUUAUCACAGAAUUUGGCUUUGAGGAAGUUGGACACUUGAGGGCCUUAAAAAGGACAGUUGGAGGCAUCCCCAGGCCAUUAAUGGAUUUAAGUCAACAAAAUUUUGCAAGGGUUGUAAAUCAAGCAUUUGAAAGUGAUCUUAAGCCACCAUUUGAUCCAUACAGAGAUAGUCUUAGCUACAUGUUGGCUUCAUAUAUUAUUCCUUACAUGGGACUUACCGGCUACGUUGGUGCUAAUCCGCAGAUCAAAGGCUAUGUUACUAAAAGGCUCUUAUCAGGAUUACUCGGAAAUGAAGCAGGCCAAGAUGCAGUAAUUAGGAUGUACUUAUACGAAAGACGAAUGAAACUAGUGCACCCAUACAACUUCACCGUGGCAGAAUUCACAAAUCGUAUUUCAAUUCUAAGGAACAAAUUGGGCAUGUGUGGCAUCAAAGACGAAGGUGUCGUUGUCCCACCCGAGCUUGGGGCUGAGGGUCGGACUAGCACCAAUGUGCUAUCAGCGAACCAAGACUCGCUUUCCUAUGCGCGAACACCUGCUGAAAUACUUAGAGUCUUGUACGAAACUGGCAAUGAGCACCACCCUGGUGGGUUUUACCCUAAGGGAGCUAAUGGUGAAAUUGCUAGAAUGUAUCUUAAAGACCAAUACUAGCUAGUUUAUUUAUGUUCUUCAAUAAGUUUGUAAAAACACUAGAGAUAUAUGCUUCAUUAUGAA